Molecule: messenger RNA, 876 nt
Organism: Musa acuminata subsp. malaccensis (wild Malaysian banana)
Lineage: Eukaryota; Viridiplantae; Streptophyta; Magnoliopsida; Zingiberales; Musaceae
Source: RefSeq, a predicted model, not a curated record
GGUCGUACCUCUUCAUCUCCCUCUCUCUACGCGGCGCGAGCUGUGAGAUUAGACCAGAGGGAGGAGGAGGUUCUUUGGGUUUGGGAUUUGGAGGGUUCGUCCCAUCCUCUCCUGAGCCACCAAGGCACCAAGAAUCGUCUGAUCGGAGGCGCUUCUGUCGCGCGGAGAGGGAUGGGGUUCGUGUCGUUUGCCGGAAGAGUGCUCUUCGCCUCUGUUUUCCUUCUCUCCGCUUACCAGGAAUUUAAUGAAUUUGGAGUUGAUGGUGGACCAGCAGCAGAGGCUCUCAGGCCAAAAUACAAUGUCUUCAUGAAACAUGUCUCUUCACAUCUUGGCAUUGUAGUACCACAUAUUGAAAUGAAACAUGUUGUUGCAAGCACCAUAUAUCUGAAAGGUUUUGGUAGCAUCUUGUUCAUCUUCAGCAGUUCUUUUGGUGCAUACCUUCUGCUUCUGUACCUUGCUUUAAUAACACCCGUUAUGUACGACUUCUACAAUUAUGACGUAGAGAAGCCAGAAUUUGCUCAGCUUUUUAGCAAAUUUGCUCAGAACUUGGCUUUAUUUGGCGCUCUACUCUUUUUCCUCGGCAUAAAGAACUCAAUCCUUAGGCGGCAGCCGAAGAAAAAGUCUUCCAAGUCGAAGACCAAUUAAAGUCGAAUACCAGGUGCAAUAUGGUCGUCUACGCUAUAGAAUUUGCUAUCAUGUUUAUUCACCUAGCGAUGGUUCAAACAUUCCAUUCUUUUGGGGAAAGGGCAGCCGAUCACGAAUUGUGUUUUUGGUCCAUCAUUUUGUCCUUGUGUCUUGGUUUACAAAACCAUAGCAGUAGCUCCUGUGGAUUGAAGUUGUAUGCCAGUCGUUCUUAUGAAUUUUAACUUUGUGUUA